Molecule: messenger RNA, 1314 nt
Organism: Emericellopsis atlantica
Lineage: Eukaryota; Fungi; Ascomycota; Sordariomycetes; Hypocreales; Bionectriaceae
Exons: 4
Coding region: 1-1314 (437 amino acids)
Biological process (GO): regulation of transcription by RNA polymerase II
Molecular function (GO): DNA-binding transcription factor activity, RNA polymerase II-specific; zinc ion binding
Source: RefSeq, a predicted model, not a curated record
AUGACCGACGAGGCACUGCCCGACCAAGAGAUCGCCAUCCCCGACCGCGCCGGUACGCGUCAGCUCAUCAAGUGCCGACCUAUUCCACGCAAAGGGCAUAGAAAGUCGAGGGCUGGCUGCUUCACCUGCAAGCGACGAAAGGUCAAGUGCAACGAGGCCAUUCCUGAAUGCGGUCAGUGCAGGCGCCUAGAGCUGGACUGCCAAUAUGAAAGCACUCCGAGAUCACAACCGCGCGAAGCAGAUUGGACUUUAGGCCGGCCGCUUAGUGCAACACCGUCAACUUUCCAAAUGCAGGACCUCAGGUUCUUCCAGCAUUUUCUGCUCACGGCAUACCCCACGCUGCCCCCUCAGGGGGAUGAGACGUGGCAAGGAGUUGGGCAGAUGUCACAUCAGUAUGACUUCCUAGUCCAUGCGAUGCUUGGGCUUGGUGCCUCUCAUCUGGGGAUGCUAGAUGAGCAAGGCUACAGGGAGAGUGCUCUCAUGCAUCGCAUCAAGGCGAUCAAGCUGAUGAACAAGUUCUUGUCACGCCGAGAUCCGCCUACUGUCCCCAACAGAGAUGCCGCACUAGGAACUAUUCUCUGCCUGACAUAUCAGUCCGCCUAUAUCGCUGACGGCAUGACGGACUUCUUAAUUAUGAUCAGAGGCUGCUACAUUCUCGGGCCUGACAUGGGUGGGGAUUGGUCCACGUCGCUGUUCAACGGCUUUGUAAGGAAGACAUAUGUCAACACGGUUACAGAACUCAUGCCACCGCGGCAGCAGCCAGAGCCGCUAGAUGAGGCGGUGUUGAAGGGCUUCCUUGCCAGUGCUCGACGCGUCGCCACUCUUUGCCAAAGCCUUGCUGAGAUGGAAGUACUGGCUCUCGUCCAGGAGAUUGCAAUGCCGGCCGCGACUGACUUGGCUCACUGCUACCUCUUACAUUCUUACCUCUACGAGAAACUCGCACAGCUCACCACCGACGAGUUCAAUUCAUUCAUCGAUCCUCAGAACCACGUGUCUCGACUAGUCAUCAUGCACAUGCUCACGGUGGUGUUUGUCAUCAGCCGCAAGGAAGUCGGAGCAGCCAGUGCGGAUCACAGGAGUACGGCAACAGAUGGAAAGGGGGUCUACGCGUGCCGCAAGAGCAUGGCUGUUCAGUGGGUACAAAAGAUGAUCUCGGAGCUUGCGGACGAGUAUCGCCCGUAUUCAUUGUGGCUAGAAAGCUUUGUGAAUGGGUUGUCCUUCUCUUUCACUAAGCGGGAUGAGAUUUGGAAACCCUUUCUGCUGCACAAUGGCACAACGAUCGUGGCUAAGUUUGAGGGGCUUGGCCUCGGGUAG